Rotaria socialis is the source of this 1524-nucleotide messenger RNA. NCBI's taxonomy places the organism in Eukaryota, Metazoa, Rotifera, Eurotatoria, Philodinida, Philodinidae. The record is from the annotation of a GenBank genome assembly.
AUGCUCCUGCACAAUAAUACGAUUGCCACUACUGGUUUUCUCUCAGCUACAGAAUCUCCAUCAUCAACAUCAAGUGUGUAUUCUCAGCCAAGCCCACCGAUACCAACAACAAAUCAAUUUUUUCAAAAUUUUUCUUCACCUUGGAUUCAACAAUAUAAUAAUCAACGAUUUUUAACUCCACAACAAUAUUUUAGUCCAACGAUGUUAGUAACAGCUCCAUCACAUAGUAUUAGUAGUCGAAACAACAACAACAACAAUGCGAAUGCAACUAGUCCUACGACAACACUUCUUACAAAAAACGAUCUCAUCUCUUUUCAUCAUCUUCAACAACAACUUGACACAUCAUCAUCCAAUUCGCCUCUGGUACCAACACUAUUAGCUGCUGCUGCUGCUACAUCAUCAGCAUCAGGUUCAACGACGACAAGUACCACUGGAACAUUAUCAACCAUUACUAAUGGUACAUAUUCAUCUCUACCAUCUUCAACAGAUGUGUCAACAUCGAUCACAAUUCCUAGUCAACAUCAUACAUACGUAUCUAAUAAUAUGAAUAAAAUGCCCAAUAUUGUAGUUGAUUCAACAUCACAUUUACAACAAUUUAUUAAUGUAUCAUCAUCACCAUCAUCAAUGAGUGAAUCAACAACAACGAAUAGUAAUAAUAAUAUUACACAAUCAUUAUCUCCCAAUGAUAAUGCUCAUUCAAAUUCUUCUUCAUCUCAUUCACCUCAAUCAACCAGUACAAUAACGCCAAAUGGUUCAUCAUCUUCAACGCAUAGUUCUAAUGCUACACAUAAACGUUUACAUGUAUCAAAUAUUCCAUUUCGUUUUCGAGAUGAUGAUCUUAAAGCUAUGUUUGAACAAUUUGGUGAAAUUGUUGACACGGAAAUUAUUUUCAAUGAACGGGGAUCUAAAGGUUUUGGAUUCGUAACAUUUGCAUUGAAUGAAGACGCUGAUGCUGCUCGGGAAAAAUUUCAUGGAGCUAUUAUUGAAGGACGUAAAAUUGAGGUUAAUAUGGCAACUGCGCGAUCUCAACCGAAAUUGAAACCAGUUUUAUCAAAUCCUUAUAGUGUCAUGAUAAAUACACGACAACGUCCAACAUUAAUUCAAGCAACACAAGCUGCAGGAUUACGUGCAGCACCAGCAUUUACUACCGGUUUAGCCUUACCCAAUGGAUAUACAAUUUAUCCUGAUCAAUUAACUGCUUUGGGUGGCUUAACAGCUUAUCCAUUUGCUGCUACUGCUCAACAUCAAACUGGUGUUCGCUAUAUAACAGCAACUACAACACAUGGUCUUACAUCAGCUGGACAACCAACUGGAGCUUAUACAAUUGGUGUCUUACCAAUGAGUAAUGGUGUUAAUGCACCUACGGGAUAUUUUAUAAACGGUGGGCCAACAACGAAUAUGACUUCAUCAGCUGGUCAACUUGGACAUGCUUAUCAAGAAACGGCAUACAUAACAACAACACCAAAUGGAACUAUUGGUCCUAUAACCGGUAUACGUAACAAUGUUCGGUAUACACCUUAUUAG